GUGGUGGGCGCGAUGGUCUGGGCCAAGGAGAGGAAGUUAGGCGAGAUAUGCUCGGAGGUGAUCAUCGACAAGUCCUCGGACAAGACGACGAUGGAGAGCAUAGUGGAGGCGCAGCACAGCAUGAAGAAGGUGCACGAGUACGUGAAGACGGCGAACGUCGUGAUCCUCAGGCUAUGGUCCAUUGUUCUAGCCCGCUCACCGAAGCACACGGAGACGGUGAUCUGGAUGCUGACGGGCCUCGCGGUGGCGCUGGCCGUGGUCCCUUUCAAGUACGUCCUGAUGGGGCUGACGGUGUGCUGCUUCGCGGCGAACACGAGGGUGGCGAAGGCGGUGUCGGACCCCCGGGGCGGCCGGCGCUGGAGGGAGUGGUGGGAGUCCAUACCCGCCGUCCCGGUCCAUACGGUGGACAAGGGCGAGCUGCGGACAGGUUGAAGAGAACGCCGGCUGAAAAUCCAUGGUCUCGUGUAGGUAAUCUUGCUAUGUAUGUACACGCUGGUGGCUUGCUUUGUGCUUCACACUGAAACGUUGUGCCAUGAACACGUUUCGUGGGAUGUUCUUGUGUAUGAAUAAAAAAGAAAUACGUAAUCAGGUUCUGAAACAAAAUUACAUA
This is a messenger RNA of Triticum aestivum (bread wheat), 610 nucleotides long. RefSeq lists its product as uncharacterized. Bases 13 to 432 code for a protein of 139 amino acids. The transcript has 2 exons. The record is from RefSeq and is a predicted model, not a curated record. Lineage: Eukaryota; Viridiplantae; Streptophyta; Magnoliopsida; Poales; Poaceae.